Molecule: messenger RNA, 1350 nt
Organism: Loxodonta africana (African savanna elephant)
Lineage: Eukaryota; Metazoa; Chordata; Mammalia; Proboscidea; Elephantidae
Gene: NKX1-1
Product: NK1 homeobox 1
Exons: 2
Coding region: 1-1350 (449 amino acids)
Biological process (GO): regulation of transcription by RNA polymerase II; cell differentiation
Cellular component (GO): nucleus
Molecular function (GO): DNA-binding transcription factor activity, RNA polymerase II-specific; RNA polymerase II cis-regulatory region sequence-specific DNA binding
Source: RefSeq, a predicted model, not a curated record
AUGAGCGCGAGCGGCCCGGUUGUUCCCGGGGACGGCCCCGCGCUGCCGCCGCCGCCUCCCGGGCCCGGCCCGGGUCCUGCGCCGCCCGCGCCCGCCGUCGCCCGGGACGCCAUGGACGGGCGCGCUGAGCUGCCCGCCUUUCCCCGGGCCGGCGCCCCUCCGCUGGCGGCCAGCGACACUGUGCCUGCAGCACCUGAAGGGGCUGGGGCCGCCCGGCCCGCCGCGCCCCUGCGCCCCACCUCCUUCUCGGUGCUGGACAUCCUGGACCCCAACAAGUUCAACAGCCGAAGACGUCGCUGCGUGCUCCUGGGCCCGGUGGCGCCCACUGCGUGCGCUCCGUGCGCCCCGGCCCCAUGCCCGCCAGCCCCUGCCACCCCCGGCCGCCCGCCGCGCUCAGAGGAGCUGGAGCGCCGCGCCCUUGCAGCCGCCGGGGGAGCCGGAGCCGCCGCCGGAGCUGAGCUGCCGCACGCCGGCGACCCCUACAAGGCUGACGAGUCCGAGGCCAACGGCUACAGCAGUGGCAGCGGCGGCGGCGGCCGAAGCCCGAGCGCGGAUAGCGGGGACGAGGUGCCCGAGGACGACGAGGAGGAGGACGAAGCACCCCAGACGGCGGCGGCGCGCGACGCGGAGGAGGCGCGGGGUGGCAGCCUCGGGGCCCGCGGGUCGGGCUGCCCCGGCGCGGCCGAAGUUGAGGCGGCCGCCGUCGACGAGGCCGUGGUCCCGGGGCCCCGCGGGACCUCUCCCGGAGCUCCUGGCCCUCCAGGGGCCUUGGCGGCGGCGGCGGCGGCAGUAACAACUCCGGGGACCACGGGGACGACCCCGCAGGGCGCGGCGGCGGCUACUAAGCCCAAACGGAAGCGCACCGGCUCCGACUCCAAGUCGGGGAAGCCGCGGCGCGCGCGCACAGCCUUCACCUACGAGCAGUUAGUGGCGCUGGAGAACAAGUUCAAGGCCACGCGCUACCUGUCGGUGUGCGAGCGCCUCAACCUGGCGCUGUCCCUGAGCCUCACCGAGACACAGGUGAAGAUCUGGUUCCAGAACCGCCGCACCAAGUGGAAGAAGCAGAACCCGGGCGCAGACACGAGCGCGCCGACCGGUGGCGGCGGGGCCGCGGGGCCAGGCGCGGGGCCGGGCUCUGGGCUGCCCGGCGGCCUCAGCCCGCUCAGCACGUCACCGCCCAUGGGCGCGCCGCUUGCGAUGCACGGCCCGGCCGCGUACCCGGCACACGGCCCCGGCGGCCUGGUGUGCGCCGCGCAGCUGCCCUUCUUGUCGAGCCCGGCGGUGCUCUCUCCCUUCGUGCUGGGCUCGCAGACGUACGGCGCGCCUGCCUUCUACGCGCCGCACCUCUGA